Messenger RNA from Helianthus annuus (common sunflower), 5392 nucleotides. Its product is annotated as YLP motif-containing protein 1. Gene Ontology annotation, cellular component: nucleus. NCBI's taxonomy places the organism in Eukaryota, Viridiplantae, Streptophyta, Magnoliopsida, Asterales, Asteraceae. Bases 3271 to 5169 code for a protein of 632 amino acids. The record is from RefSeq and is a predicted model, not a curated record. Gene Ontology annotation, biological process: regulation of telomere maintenance. The transcript is spliced from 13 exons.
CAAGAGAUUCUAUUCGCACACAAAAGCAUCGUAUAGGCCUAUACGAUGCGUAUUGAAAAAGUAAAAAACAUGACAGACUGACAGGUGUUGUCUGGCGGCUGACAUAAUACGCAUCGUAUAGGCCUAUACGAUGCGUAUUAAGGCACUGAUUUUGAAGUUUAUUUUUGGUGUGUUGUGUUGGGUUUUUGGUGUUUUGGGUUUGUUAUUGGUGUUUAUUAUUGGUUAUUCUUGUUUUAAUGAGUUUUAAAAUCUUUAUCAUUUUUUUAUCGUUAAGUAUCGUAUUAUAGUGUAUCGUAUCGUAUCACAUCUUUAUUAUUUUUAUAUCGUUAAGUAUCGUAUUAUAGCGUAUCGUGUCGUAUCAUAUCGUAUCACAUCUUUAUUAUUUUUAUAUCGUGUCGUAUCGUAUUACAUUUUUAACUUAACAUCGUAUUAUAGAUUGUACGUAACCAAGCAUACCAAUCUAAACAGUUAAAAUAAACAAUCACAAAUACAAAUAAACUGUAACUACAAAUUUAAUUACAUAAUAAGUUUGUACAUACACAGGACAUUGUUCAAAAUACAUAAACCGUCAAAAUACAAGAAAAGUACAACGAUCCUAAACCUAUGGAUCCUGAGUGGUGCCUGAGGGCCCCGCCCCCUGAGUGCCUGAGGUCCCCCGCCCCCUGAUCCGCGUCCUCUCCAGGGACAGGCAACAACGGCGGUAUCGGCAAUGGCUGCUCACCACGCGCCAUGGCUGCCUGUAUAUCGCCCUGGAUCGCCCGCAUGAUAAGACGCUCCAUAUGCCGGUGAGCAGUGUCCAUCCGCGCCUCCAACCGAUGUAACGCACGUGCCACAGCUGGAUCGAGCUCGUCGUCGAGUACGUGCUGGGGUACUGAGGCACCCCAUGUGGCUGCGGCUCUGGUGGCGGAGCACCUAUCGGAAAUGGAGGCUGCUGCGGCUCCGAUGGGUCAGCGUGGUCACCAUCAUCGUCAUCGAAGGAGGAGUCGUCGUCGUCCUCUGCGGCAUCGUCGUCACGGGCAUGGUACAAUGAACUCACUUCAUUUCUUCACCACUUUGGUUUUAAGAAAUGCCUCUCUGAUGCUUCUCUCUUUGUAUACAAUCACAAUGGUACCACUGCCUACUUACUUGUCUACGUUGAUGACAUUGUCCUAACCGGAAACAAAAAUUCAUUUUUGGAUACCUUUGUUCGAGCACUAGGACAUAAGUUUUCUAUCAAAGAUCUUGGUACUCUUCAUCAUUUCUUGGGCAUUGAAGUCAUUCCCACUUCUCAUGGUCUAUUCCUUUCCCAACAUCGACAUAUCCAAGACAUUCUCACCUCAUUCAAAAUGGACGGUGCCAAGGAAGUCCUCACACCCCUUAGCACCUCGGAUCCUCUCACCUCAUCCGACUCAUCACCAUCAGUCGACUCCACUCCAUACCGCCAACUUGUUGGCACCUUGCAAUACCUUGCAUUCACCCGACCCGACAUCUCCUUUGCUGUUAAUAAACUAUCCCAAUUCAUGCAUUCUCCAAAACAGUCACAUUGGCAAGCUCUCAAAAGGGUUCUCCGCUAUUUAAAAGGAACGGUGCAUUAUGGAUUGUUCUUAAAACGCCAUUCACCACUACACUUACAAGCCUUCUCCGACUCAGACUAGGGUGGUAUACACGAUGGGGGACGGUCCACAACCGCCUACUUACUAAACCUUGGACCCAACCUCAUCUCAUGGCGGUCAUCAAGACAAAAAACCGUCUCUCGCUCUUCUACCGAAGCUGAAUACAAAGCCCUUGCAAAUGCCACUGCAAAAGUCUCGUGGUUCAAGAACCUACUUGCUGAACUAGGGAUUAAGCAAUCAAUGACUCCCACCUUGUUUUGUGACAAUACUGGUGCCACCUACCUAUGUGCGAAUCCGGUCUAUCAUUCUCGCAUGAAACAUGUCGCAUUGGACUAUCAUUUUGUUCGGGAGCAAGUCAACGCCGGCCACCUAAAAGUUCUACAUAUUAUCUCAAAGGACCAACUUGCGGAUCUCCUUACUAAACCGCUUGCAAAGUCUCCGUUUCUAUCGUUCAGUUCCAAGAUUGGCGUCUCCAAUGGAUCCUCCAUCUUGCGGGGGCGUAUUAACUAGCGAUGAUUCUCUCCAUUUACUGCAUAUAAUUUGUAUUCAAUGUUGUUAAUUUAGUCAAUAAGUCUUGUGUAACCUUUGCUUAUUUCCCUCCUUGAUUUAUGCCUUGUACUCCUAUAUAGGAGAUUGUAAUGCUGUACAUUGGGUAUCAAACUAUAAUACUAAAAACCUUUACAGCAACUUUCCUCUUCUCUACAUUUCUCGUAUACAAAAAAUCAUUUUGAAGAGUCCUUUUAGGUUUGCCAAACACUAAGGUGCUGUUUGUUUUUUGCAAGAAGUGCUUCCUGAUCUCUUAUGUCUGCGCCUGCAGACUAAGGGCAGACCAUUGGGUCUGAAGACUGUUUGUUUUUUGGAAGACCUUUCACUAAAAAAAGUCUGCGAGACCUCUGUUUGGUGCAAACAUGGUUCAACAUCUUCUUGGCUCUGUAGACUUCUUCUUCUUCUUCUCCUCCCACUUCUUCACCCCUUCUCCUCCACCCUAUCUCCUCCCCCACCUCGUCACUCGCCGGAAACACCCAAUCUCCCACCGAAACUUCACCGGAUAUCCCUUUUUCCAACCCUCUCUUCACCCCUCUCUCCUAGUCUCAAAACAAAUCAAAUUCGAUUCCUUGUUCUAUCUUUGUUUUUAACUUCGAUUCAAACCUGCAACUUCGAGCAGCACCAUCGCCGUCGAACUCCUCUCUCUAGCCGUUGUUUCUCUCUCAACGACCUCUCUCUCUGCGUCGUGUUGGUGGUGGUGGUAGGAGAUGGAGUGGAUUAGCAGGUUUGAUGGGGGUGGUGGAGGUGGUGUGUGGUUUGCAGAUCUGAAGGAGAAGUUGCAGAUAUGAAGGGUGGGUUUGGGAGAAGAGAAGGUUUGCAGAUGUAUAUGGGGUUUUGAGAUAACCAAACACUUUUUUUAUUACACUUCGUAGACAUUUAGUCCACCUUUUCUUAUACAGACGUUUACAGAUGUGAUCCGCAAACUACAGACAUUUUGCAUCUGAAAAAACAAACACCACCCCAAAUCUCGGCCUUUUGUAAAAGUCGAUAACUUAUAAGUUGGGGGUGGAAAAGCUUAUACUCUAAAUCAAAACACAGACAGAUAGACCUGUUGUGUUCUAUUCUGUUGUGCGCUGGUGUGAAGUAUAUCUCUGAUCCUCCGGUGGGUUGUUGGAAGUUGAUCGUAAAGGCGAUGGAUCAUUCAUGGCGUCCUCCAGCAGCAGGUAACAACAACAUCUUCUUCUGCCCAAUCUGCUCAGUUUCGCACUUUCCGUUUUGCCCCCCUCCCCCGUUGAUCGAAAACCCUAGCUUUCAUUAUUCACAACCCCCUUACAAUCAACCACCUCCUUUCCCCAAUCACCAUUAUCCCAAUCCCAAUCCCAAUCCACCUACUAACCCUACCUUUCAUCAUCAUCAUCAUCACCCGAGACCUGCUUAUGUCGGAAUUAAGAGGAUGAAAGUUGAUCAUAACAACAACAGCAGAGGACCCGCGUCUUCUGAUAACGAGAGGAUAUUGAAGUUGAUUCACGAUCAUGGCAAUGCCACUCCUUCUCCUUCUUCUUCUUCUUCUUCUUCUGUUGGUAGUAUGGGUAUGGGACCCCAUCAUCCUUCAGAUUACACCACUAGGCCUAGGCAGCACCCAAAUCCUAACUUGUUACCAAAUGCUGUUGAUUAUCAUAAUUCUCAACCACACUAUCAUCAUUAUUGGCCGAAUUCCAACCCAUUCGAUGGCCAGCCUCCUUCCCCUCCAAAACACCCCUCUUUGUUUCCUCUUACCUCUUCAGCAGAUGCUGCACUUUUCCAAAACCCAUCAUCUCUUUCUCCUGCACAGGACUUUCACAUUCGACAAUCUUCAUCUGCAAGAGAUGUUCAACCACAUCCAUCGAGGCGUUUUUCUUCAGAGAAGCAACAUACUAUUGAUGCUUCUCACAUAUUUAAGCAGCCACACCGAGCAUCUCGUCCCGAUCAUUUUGUGAUAAUCCUACGGGGCCUUCCAGGUAGUGGAAAGAGUUACUUGGCAAAAAUGCUGCGUGAUAUUGAAGUUGAAAAUGGUGGGGAAGCACCACGAAUUCAUUCCAUGGAUGAGUACUUUAUGAUUGAAGUUGAGAAGGCCGAAGAUAGUGAGUUGUCAAAGUCGUCUGGUUCUCUCAGAGGUAAGAGACAAGUAAUGAAGACGGUGAUGGAGUACUGUUAUGAACCUGAGAUGGAGGAGGCUUAUCGAGCAAGCAUGCUGAAGGCAUUUAAAAAGACCCUUGAUGAGGGAGUUUACUCCUUCAUAAUUGUGGAUGACCGCAAUCUGCGGGUAGCUGAUUUUGCUCAGUUUUGGGCAACUGCUAAGAGAUCGGGCUAUGAAGUAUACUUGGUGGAAGCUUCAUACAAGGAUCCAGCGGGCUGUGCAGCCAGAAAUGUACACAAUUUUACCUUGCCUGAUAUACAAAAGAUGGCCGGGCAAUGGGAAGAAGCUCCACCUUUAUACUUGAAAAUGGACAUUAAGUCUUUGCUCCAUGGAGAUGGUUUGGUUGAAAGUGAUAUUCAAGAGGUAGACAUGGAUAUGGAAGAUGAGGACGCUUCACAGGAAUCUCAUGUUAAAAAGCCACAUGACGAAACGAAAGAUCAGGUGGAUGAUUUUAGACCUCAUGAUGAGCUAAAGGAUGUUACUGCGACAACUCAUCAAAGAGAAGAGGUGAAAGAUUUGAGUAGAAGUAAAUGGUCAAAUAGUUUUGAUGCGGAAGAAGAUGGGAAGAACAAGAUUAGUGGUGGGGCUGGGGCCCUUUCAGGGUUGGUUCAAGCUUAUAGCAGCAAGGAAGCUAAAUCCGUAAGCUGGGGUGACCAGGGUGGAAAUGUUGGAUUCUCAAUAAGUGCAACAAGAAAAACAAACACAAGAUCAUUAGUUAUUGGGCCUGGUCCUGGCUACAAUUUGAAAUCAAAUCCGUUAUCUGAAGAAGAGUACGUAAAGUCAUCCCAGAAUGCUGUUGAGCCCAGAACUCAAAGCGUGUUCCAAGAACGGAUUCGUGCAGAACGCGAAUCAUUCAAAGCUGUUUUCGAUAAAAGGCGACAGCGGAUUGGUGGGUUCAAUGUGGACGAGGAAUGAGCUCACGUUUUUAACUUCUCUGUAGUCUUGCUGUAUUGUAGGGUUUACGUGUAUGGAAACCCAAUUUUUGUUGAAAAUGACAAAUUUUGCAAACGUCAGAUUUUAAGUUGGAAAGAUGAUUCAGUUAUACAAUUUGUAUCUGAUUGCUCGUGUGCCUUUGUUUUGAGUUUUGACUGAUUAGAGACGAUAGUUAAGUGUAUUUAUUGGCAAUUUCAAUUUCACA